AUGCUCCUCGGCACCGGUUUCCGAGUCACCAGACACCUUUUAAUAUUCUCAAACCUAUGCAAUGAUUCCUUAUUUUACCUCCUUACAUUUUCCAGUGAAAUCGCCGGCGGCGGAUCACUGUUGAUCACCGCCUACUACGCCUUUGAGCGGAUGGUAGCUAUGCACUACGUUGACACCUAUGAACGCCAGUUUAAAACUAAUAAUUUAGGGUUAUCUUUUAUUUUCGCAUCAGUUACGGGUAUUUUAGCAAAUCAUGGAUUAUGCUACCUUGAUGUACUCCCCGGAUCUUACGGCUUUCUCUUUAUGUAUGCAACUUAUGUAAUUGGGGUCGUGCUUUCGUUUUUCGUGCGACUAUAUUUUGUAUGUAAAAGAAAAUAUCAAAUGGUGCUGAAGACUCGUUAUGUGACGGUGGAGAAGCGCUAUCAAACAAUGUCGAACUACAAAACCUCAAUAUUAUUCCUCUAUUUAUCCCCCUACAAAUGCGUUACAAGUUCGUUCGUGGUUAUUUGGUAUAAUGUGAUGAUCGAUGGGGCACCACCGGAAGGACAGUAUAUUAAUGCCUUUUUCUUGUUUUUUAUUUUUCAAGCGCAGAUAUUUGUACAAAUGUGGUUGACAUUGCUUGCCGAGCCGACAUUACGCUCUGUUGUUAAAAGUUUUCUGAAGAGGAGUGGUACUCGAGUGACACCGGUGCGGAAUUCUUUUGGGGAGAGGAUGAGCUUUCCGAUUGAGCAGGAGAACGAGAUAUAUUUUCGGCAAUUGCGUGAUGCUUGGCAA
Molecule: messenger RNA, 774 nt
Organism: Mesorhabditis spiculigera
Lineage: Eukaryota; Metazoa; Nematoda; Chromadorea; Rhabditida; Rhabditidae
Source: the annotation of a GenBank genome assembly